Molecule: messenger RNA, 1460 nt
Organism: Pollicipes pollicipes
Lineage: Eukaryota; Metazoa; Arthropoda; Thecostraca; Pollicipedomorpha; Pollicipedidae
Product: serine/threonine-protein kinase RIO3
Biological process (GO): protein phosphorylation
Molecular function (GO): protein serine/threonine kinase activity; ATP binding
Source: RefSeq, a predicted model, not a curated record
GUUUGGCACGCGGAUGGCGCCGCGCAGGUCGUCUCGGCCCCUUCCUUUCGACAUCUCUGUGCCAUCCAAAAUUGGUAUUUAUCAACUUGCUGUCCUUCACAGUCAGGACGCGGCAAGUUGUUACCCUCGGUGAAUCUAGAAGGUCCCUUGAAGUUUCUGUGAUAGCUGAUUUAGUGGUUUUCGGGGCGCGUAAGAGAGGUGCGAUUUCUAGCACUCGGAACAAGUCGCUUGAAAACAGAAAUCGGGGCUUCGACCAAGUCCUAGUCUCACCACUGACAAGUACUUUUGCUACCGUGUAUCAUACUCCUAAACCUCAUUUCAGGAUGGCAGUGGCAUCGGUGUGGGGCUCUAUCAAACAGGCAGAGACCAGUCUGCAGGAUGUCAUGUCAGAGCAGAUGGCUGUAGAUUUACAAAACAAGGAAAAUGCACUGGCUGGCUUGGCUGCAGUGCCAGCUGUCACCCCAAUCAGUGUGGAGUCAGUGGAGGUACUUCCUGAAGAGGAUGUGAGCAGUGACCUGUUGCUGGCCCAGCUCAUGCAGGACCAGCUGGACCGCGAGUGCGACGAGAUGCUGCAGCGGGAGCAGAACAAGGUCAACGGUGACUCCAAGGUCAGCGUCAGCUACGAGAUGUACCGCCUGCGCCACCCGUACCCGGUCCUGGAGUCGGAGGAGGAGGAGGAGGACUACGACGACGACGUGGACCGCACGUGCGAGUGGGACUCGUUCGAGACGCGCGAGCGCGACGCGCCGCACAUCCCGCGCUGCGGCUACACCGUGCACAACGACCGCAUGGUGACCAAGCACGACCGACACAUCGCCGGCCGCAAGAACGCCUGCAAGGUCAUGGACCUGCCGCCCAACAUCUGCACCGGCGACGGCGGCAGCUUUGACAUGGAGAUCAACAACGGGGUGCUGAACGCGCUGCGGAAGCACGCUAGGGCUGACGGCCAGCGCAAACACCGCGUGGCCGACAAGGAGGACCGUGCCACGUCCUCCGCGCUGGACCGCCCCACGCGGCUCAUGAUCCUGAAGAUGCUCAACAGCGGCGUGGUGGACGGCGUGAACGGUGCCAUCAGCACCGGCAAGGAGGCGUACGUGUUCCACGCGCGUGGCGGCAGCUCGGAUGAGAUUGAGGUCCCGGACGAAUGUGUUUUGAAAGUUUUCAAGACCACACUGAAUGAAUUCAAGACUCGAGAGAAGUACAUCAAGGCGGACAAGCGCUUCAAGGAUCGCAUGGCCAAACAGAACCCGCGCCGGCUGAUCCAUCUGUGGGCCGAGAAGGAGCUGUGCAACCUGAAACGGCUGACGCGCGCCGGCGUCCGCUGUCCGCUGCCGCUGGUGCUCAAGGAGCACGUGCUGCUCAUGUCUUUCAUCGGCGAGGCGCGCCGACCGGCGCCCAAGCUCAAGGACGUGGAGCUCACCGAGAAACAGUGGCGCGACGCCUACAACCAGGUUUUGGAG